Messenger RNA from Schistocerca gregaria, 1801 nucleotides. RefSeq lists its product as uncharacterized. Bases 46 to 693 code for a protein of 215 amino acids. The transcript is spliced from 3 exons. The record is from RefSeq and is a predicted model, not a curated record. NCBI's taxonomy places the organism in Eukaryota, Metazoa, Arthropoda, Insecta, Orthoptera, Acrididae. Gene Ontology annotation, molecular function: protein binding.
CUCAAAAGCAUCCAAUUAAAUCCCGAACACGGAUUCGUCAAAUACAUGAACCUCGGACAACUCCUGUCCGGCACUGACGCCGUGAAGGCCUAUCAGAAAGGCACACAACUCAUCGAACGGCAAAUCCAACUAACUCACAACCAAAAAGAACUGUCCGACCUCAAACGGCAACUGGUCUCCGGACUAACUUCAAUCGCGGAAAUCUACAUGACGGACCUCUGCUUCGAGCCAGACGCCGAACAACUCUGCGAACUCUGGACCUCUAAAGCCCUAAACGUCGACCCCAACAACUGGGAAGCCCUCCAAACGUACGGAUCACUCUGCAUCUCCAAACAACGCAAACAAGACGCCCUCGACGCUCUGAAAAAAUGCUACCAACUCAUCGAGCAGCUCGACUCCAACGACGCCCACUGGCCAAGUCGCGAGGCACAAACCAGUCUGGGUAAACUCCUCAUCGAAGUCGAAGACCAUCAAACGGCCUCCCGCGUGUUUGAGGUACUCAUAGAAGAAUACGAAUCUGACCCAGAAAUGUGGUAUCUAGCCGGAUACUGCUACAUGCAUUUUGACCUCGACUCGGCCUCCAGAUGCCUCGAGGCCGCAAAAUCACUCCUGAGCACAGACGCAGACCCAGAUUCGUACCAAUCAGUCACCGCUCUCUUGGAAGAAGUCAACCAAAAACGCGCCAACAAGUAGCCCGCGACAACUCCCCGCAAAAUUGUAAAAUUUUCACUAAAAUCGUACCGAAAAACACAAUUCUAAAAAAACUCGCAGACGAAUCCCAUCACCUGCUACCCAUCUCGCUCUCUUGCUCUUCAUCACCUUCAGACAUAAAAUCAUAAAUGGAAGGAGGAAUCACCUGCAUCUGAACGCUGGGCGCGCACUGAAUCAUUCGUAGGUUUUUCCGCACCGAAGUCAACACGUUGUCUAAAUAAUUCCGCGUAUUCAAAUUCUCGCUCUCGAUUCCAGUCGUCUGCAACUUGUAAUCUGGUGCGUAAUGAGCGUAAUAGUCAUUCUCCGGCAGCUCAAACGGCAGCUCGACGUCCAGUAACACACCCGUCUCAUUCGCCCAACAGCGAGCCACAUUCCGAAUUGUGUAACCUCCUCCACCCACAACAAGCAUAGGCAAGUUGUAACUCGCCACAUAUCGCAAACACUCCGCAUGUCCCGCCAAACUCAAGUUAAAAUUUCCAAUUCGGUCACCACGAAGCGAAUCGGCCCCACAUUGAAUAACGACCGCAGAAGGCGCGUAAAUCUCCAUCACGUCGCUAAUCACGGGCUUGAAAAUGCCCAAAUAACUCUUAUCAUCAAUUCCGUCUCGAAGCGGCACGUUCACGGAAUAAUACUUCCCACUUUUAUGUCCAACCUCCUGAAGACUGCCAGUCCCGGGAAAAAAUCCCUGGGCGUACUUGUGAAACGAAACGGUCAUGACUCGAUCCGUGUGAUAAAACGCGUCCUGCACUCCAUCGCCAUGGUGAAUGUCAAUGUCCACGUAAAGCACUCUAGGAUGAUACCUCAGCAGCUCGAUAAUUCCUAAAACAAUAUCAUUUACAUAACAAAACCCAGACCCCUCAGACUUCCGAGCGUGAUGCAGACCACCAGACCAAUUAAUGGACACGUCGUUCUGUCUCUGAUUCAAACGCCACGCGCCCUCGAUAGAACCUCCCGUAUACAGCUGACAAAACUCAUACACCGACUUGAAUGGCGGACAGUCGCCAUGGAUCGAAAACUCCGCAAACUGAUCGCUGUUCACCUCCGGCGUCACCCUUUCAAAAGCGGGCGUUAGUAAAACACGAAAAAAAAA